Kogia breviceps (pygmy sperm whale) is the source of this 4336-nucleotide messenger RNA. RefSeq names its product ubiquitin conjugating enzyme E2 Z (gene UBE2Z). NCBI's taxonomy places the organism in Eukaryota, Metazoa, Chordata, Mammalia, Artiodactyla, Physeteridae. The record is from RefSeq and is a predicted model, not a curated record.
GAGCAGCGGCCGCUCUGGUCGGCGGACGUGCUGCCGAGCAGUCCCGGAAGCGAAGGAGCGAUGGCGGAGAGUCCGACUGAGGAGGCGGCGACGGCAGGCGCCGGGGCGGCGGGCCCCGGGGCGAGCGGCGUCGCCGGUGUUGUUGGCGUUAGCGGCGGCGGCGGGUUCGGGCCGCCUUUCCUGCCGGAUGUGUGGGCGGCGGCGGCGGCAGCGGGCGGGGCCGGGGGGCCAGGGAGCGGCCUGGCUCCGCUGCCCGGGCUCCCGCCCUCGGCCGCUGCCCACGGGGCCGCGCUGCUUAGCCACUGGGACCCCACACUCAGCUCCGACUGGGACGGCGAGCGAACCGCGCCGCAGUGUCUACUCCGGAUCAAGCGGGAUAUCAUGUCCAUUUAUAAGGAGCCUCCUCCAGGAAUGUUCGUUGUACCUGAUACUGUUGACAUGACUAAGAUUCAUGCAUUGAUCACAGGCCCAUUUGACACUCCUUAUGAAGGGGGUUUCUUCCUGUUCGUGUUUCGGUGUCCGCCCGACUAUCCCAUCCACCCACCUCGGGUCAAACUGAUGACAACGGGCAAUAACACAGUGAGGUUUAACCCCAACUUCUACCGCAAUGGGAAAGUCUGCUUGAGUAUUCUAGGUACGUGGACUGGCCCUGCCUGGAGCCCAGCCCAGAGCAUCUCUUCCGUGCUCAUCUCCAUCCAGUCCCUGAUGACUGAGAACCCCUAUCACAAUGAACCUGGCUUUGAGCAGGAGAGACAUCCAGGAGACAGCAAAAAUUACAAUGAAUGUAUUCGGCAUGAGACCAUCAGAGUGGCGGUCUGUGACAUGAUGGAAGGAAAGUGUCCCUGCCCUGAACCCCUACGAGGGGUGAUGGAGAAGUCCUUCCUGGAGUAUUAUGACUUCUAUGAGGUGGCCUGCAAAGAUCGUCUGCACCUUCAAGGCCAGACUAUGCAGGACCCUUUUGGAGAGAAGCGGGGCCACUUUGACUACCAGUCCCUCUUGAUGCGCCUGGGACUGAUUCGUCAGAAAGUGCUGGAGAGGCUCCAUAAUGAGAACGCCGAAAUGGACUCUGAUAGCAGCUCGUCUGGGACAGAGACAGACCUGCACGGGAGCCUGAGGGUUUAGACCCUGCUCCCCUCUCCCCUCCCCCCACUCGAGAGUCCCAGCAAAGUCCCUUCCCCCCACCCCAGGGAUGGAGAGGCACUUGUGUAUCUCCUUCCAAAUGUGACAUCAUCCCGCAAGAUGGCAAGAACCAAGCAAGCUUGGAUCCCAGGGUGUGGAAGUGGGGAGGCUGUUCCCGAUCUGACCUCCUUGGCUCUCGAGCAUCUGGGGCUGUGUUCAUCCCAUAUCAGGGGCCAAGGUACCUAUGCAGGAGCACCUAGGGCGAGGGCCUCUGGCAAAAACAAAACAACCAACACACCUCUCCACAGGGCCAGCUCCUUAGGGACAGGUGGAGACACAAAUUGCAAUUCCUAGAGGGAGUGUGCCCAAAUGAUUUAUGGGAAUAUCUGGAAGGGAGCUUGGGGUGGGGGGCUGUCUGUGACACUUAAGCAGUCUGGGUGGUUGUCUGUCUGUCUGUCUUCAGUUUUGAAGCAGGGCUUCCCAAUGCCCUUUUCCUCCCUGCCUCUUUACCCCCAUUAUUUCCCACAGGCCAGCAUAAUUUUGUUUUUCCUAAUUUAUAGUCACUGUUCUAGACAGACCAAAGAGAAGGAACAGUGGUGGAGUCUAGGCUGCUGAUGAGUAAGCUUUACCUAGCACCUGAGCACCUUUCUCCUCUGCCCCCCAUUCCCUCACCCAUUCUAGAUUUAAGACAAGGUAAAUGUGACUGGGCCUGAACCAAGGUCUUGGUAAAGCCUGCACAGGCACCAUAAGAAGCUGAAAAUGCCCUUUGUUCCCGCAGUCACCGAUCUGAAAAGUUCCCAAUGCAGACAGCUGUUGUGUGUAUGGGAUUAGAGCCACUACAUAGAACAGUCUCUUACAGAUUUUUCAUAAAUAACUAGUCACAAUGAGGGUAUUACUCCUGGGGGUGGGGUACAGGGGGGAGGCUGAUGCUAGUCCUAUUGUAUUUUGUUUGGCUGUCCUUGUGUGUUUUCACCUCAGCCUGUAGUCCCCUUCCUCACUUCAAAGCCCAGGGAGUUGUGGGGAGCAAGCGUAGCCAAUGGCAGAGGGGAUUGGGGCUGGGACUCUGAAGACUCCUCCCCUUCUCUCCCCCCUCCCCCCCAACUGCUCUUUGUCACUGACUCUGAUGGGUAUUUGCCUGGCUGUGUCGCUUCUCUAUUUAGCUGCAGUGAUCCUUUAUCUGGUUGGCUCAGAAAAAUGUGCUUUAGGUGCCCUGUGACACUGGGCAUCAAGGGAACCCAUCCUUCCCCUUUUUGAUGUGUUCUCCUGUACUUUCCAGAUUCUUACUGAUAGGUCUCCCAGUGGGGUACUGGUGAUCCACAUGACACAAGGCCUCAAUCAGUAUCCAGCCACGUGUAAGGGAGAGGAUAACCUGUACCUGCUCUGCCCGCUGCUAGAGAGGCUUCUGCCUUGUGGGUCAUGAGACUUCCUGGGGAAGUUGGGAAGGGGGUUGGGCACAAAGGAGAAUGUCCUACUUGGGACGGCAGGAAGCAAAGGAACUGGACAGGAAGUGGGCUUGGGGGACAGAAGUGUAGCUUUGAUACCUGAAGGCUGGGUCUCUUCACAAGGAGACUCAAGAAGGGGCCCUGCUUCCAAUUUCCCUCUUCCAUUCCCAGAGCUAGUACAGGGCUUGGAAGAAUGCCCUUGGUCUGUUGGUCCAGUGUUACCUGUCAUACAUUUAAGUGUUCCCACUUUCAAGUGACAAUCCUCUCCUUGGCCCUGCCAUGGGCAGAGCAUGUCUGGCGUACUAGCCUGACUUUUACGUCCUAAUCUUGAGUUGAGGAAAUAUAUGCACAGGAGUCAAAAAGAUGUCUUUAUAUCUGACUGUACAUAAAUGAAGUUUUUUUUUUUUUUUUUUCUUUUUGGUGCAAUAAAGUUUGUUUUGGCAGAAGGAGGAAGCGCCUACGGGUGUGGGAGGGUUUGUGUAAAAGGAAGAAGGGGAUCAUUUUGACAGCCACACCUCUCACCUAGGCCUGAAACUGUCAGGGAUAAAGAUAGUGCUCAGUGGAAGCCAAAAACUUGGGUUAUGUGGUGUGGGUGGAAGCAGGACUACUGGUGGCAAAAGUUCCCAUCAUUAAGAAAUAGGGUCAUUUUUUUGAGGCUGUAACUUUGGCAGUCAAGGAGAGGAAUGCCAUCUUAGCCUCGGCUGCUUCGAAAGAAAUACCUGUUCAGGAAGUGAGCUUGUCCUCAAGGACAGGCAGAGAUAAGAGAUGGGCUCAGACUACAUAUCCCCUUGCUAAGGGAAAGGUGUCUUCACAUGGAUAGUCCAAACCAUUGGGCUUUCAGUUUUCUGAUACCAAACUACACCUUAAGAAUUCAGACCAUGAAGACAGGGCUUAAUGCUGGCCUCCCAGCUCAUCACCACCUUCUCUACUUGCUAUAGAAGGCUCUUGCUUUCUGGUACAGAGGCUUUGCCUCUUGGCUGACCAUGUGUGUAGGAAGAAAUUAUACACAAAAUGUCCUGCUGACCUGUGCCACGCAAAGUUGCGUACAGGGAAGCGUGGGCUCAGCGGGGCUAGCGGGCCUAGGCUCUAGCUUUGGCUCUGCUUAAGGUGGUGGCCUCUGGUCAAUUCGAUUCCUCACCUGCCAAAGUUAAGGACACCUAUUUAACUUUUAAGGUUGUGAGGACUAUACAAGGUGUAUAUAAAACUGGGUGUCUGGUAGGUGUUCAAUAAAUGAUUCCCUUUCCCACCCCUAAGGUUAGAGGGAUGACCUGGUGAUCACUAUAGAAGGAAAAGGUAGUAAGGAAUUUGAGAAAUACUGCAUCCACUAUUGGUUAAUUACCCUCAGAUUAAAUUUUCUUUUCUCUAACCACAAUUUAACAUUGACCUCUAUUUCCUUCAUACUCAUAGCUGAGUCUGCUGCCAUAACCUGGAACCUCUACAAAGGAAGCUGGAAGAGACUGAAAGAGUGACUAUUUACUGGUCCGUUAGGGUCUGCUCGUUUGAGAUAAGGAACAUUUUAAGAGGAAGGGGUUUGAAUUAACAGAGGCUAUAAUUUAUGUCUCAGGGCGACAGAAACUAGACUGUCUAGCCAGGAGACAGAUGGCCUUCAUUCUAGGCCCAGCUCUACCAUGAACUUGUAGAUGACCUGUGCAAGUCAGUUUAUACAUGUUCACUGUUACCUAUGUUACUCAGGUUAUCCUUAGCGGAUAAAAAAGGUUUUCUCCAAUAAAGAUGCAAUGUGAAGGCACUUUAAAAAAGAGUAAUGGGGUUAAGAA